GCGGUCACAUGUCAGAAUUAAACAGACAUGUGCCAACUGGCCAGUUUCAGACACUUGGAAAAGAAAGUUUGACAAGACAAGUUGCGGACUUUAAAAGUAGAUAUAAGCGAAAGGAUUGAUUCACCAUAAGAGGAUAUUGAUAUCAUAAAGAGCGAUGGAAUCUGUAGCCCAGACAAUUCUGACGUCGAGAUUCUCUCUUGACUUGGGGCCAUUGAAGGAGCCCCUUGCAUUCAUCCGAGUUCUGGAAUUGAUAUUCUCCAUAUUUGCAUUUGCAACAACUGCAGGAUUUUCUGGUACCACAAGUAUCAACGUGCAAUGCAAAGGAAGCGUCAACGAGGAAAUAUUUGCCAGUUUUAACUACCCAUUUAGGUUGAUGCAGCAUUCUUACACAGUCCCUACCUGUAAGAAUGGCACCACUGAGUCUUUCCUUAUUGGCAACUACUCUUCGUCAGCAGAGUUCUUUGUCUCCAUCGGGGUGCUGUCCUUCCUCUACAGCACAGCCUCGUUGGUCCUCUAUCUGGGCUUCGAACACCUGUACAGGAAGACAAGCCGCGGUCCUGUUGUGGAUCUGUUUGUGACUGCAGCCCUGGCCUUCCUGUGGUUGGUUUCGUCUUCGGCUUGGGGCAAAGGUCUGACUGAUGUCAAGUGGGCCACUAGCCCCACAAGCAUAGUAGCACUUAGUGAUGUCUGCAGGUCUGACGGAAAUUGCACGGCGGGCAGUGGGCCCCACAUGGGCCGUCUCAACGCCUCGGUGAUUUUUGGCUUCCUCAACCUCAUUCUGUGGGGAAGCAACUGUUGGUUCAUUUAUAAGGAAACACCUUUCCACAAGUCAGCCAAUCAGCCAGAAGACGCGGAGGCGAGAGGCCCGCCCACUUAACCACAAAACUUCCUGAUCUCAACCGUUGUAUAUGUGUCACUCUUCUGCUACGGACUGCUUUUCAUUUUUUCGAUUGUUUCAAGUGUUUGACUCGCCCAGUAUUUUGUGUUUUUUUUUACAUUGCUACUAAUUAAUGUAGCCAUUUCUCUUGAGUUACAGUCACUUGCUUAAUGAGUAAGCAAAGGGUUUUAACCUGCAUAUAAACAUUUGUUUAGUAAGUUUAUUUAAAGAUUUGAGGUGUUUUCUAAAUAUUAUCAGAAGAUUUUGUUGUGCCAACAAUGUUAAGUGUUUAUCUAUAUAUAUGAUGCAUGUUAGCUGUUAAAAAUUAGUCGCACACCAUUUCAGUAAAAUCGUAUUCAGAAACGAAGUUAUUAAAAAUGUAUCCUAUGUAGGAUUAUAACAUAUUGUCUUGUUAAAUUGCGGUUAGUAAUAACGAUGCAAAAUGUCUAACCAACUAAUUACUUGAUUUAUCAUCAUUGUUUUAAUCCAUAUGUUAGUUAUGAAGACCUAAUGUUUAUUUCUUGAAAGUUGUUUGUGUUUUUUUUGGUAAACAUUUUUUUGGAUACUUCCCUUAUGCAUCGUGGUUUUCAUAAUUAAAAGGAAAAGCUGCUUUUGCUU
This is a messenger RNA of Gadus chalcogrammus (walleye pollock), 1495 nucleotides long. It is a transcript of the gene sypl2b, whose product is annotated as synaptophysin-like 2b. The record is from RefSeq and is a predicted model, not a curated record. Gene Ontology annotation, cellular component: synaptic vesicle; synaptic vesicle membrane. The transcript has 6 exons. Bases 155 to 877 code for a protein of 240 amino acids. NCBI's taxonomy places the organism in Eukaryota, Metazoa, Chordata, Actinopteri, Gadiformes, Gadidae.